AACCCAACUACCAACUACCCAACUAGUGGGGUUUUAAAGGCCACAAAAACUACAACUUUUUUCUUAUCCUUUUCCAAAGGAAAAAAGAAAAAUAGUUCACAAGAUAGAAACACACACACACACACACAUUCAUAAAAAGAAAGAGAAGGCUGCAGACUUGCCAUAGUCAUGAGUCCUUCAACUUCAAUUCCUUCCACAAAUGUUUUUGAAAUAGGAAAUUGCAUCACCACAUUAAUAAAAGUUGAGCCAAAAUUAUGCAAUAGAAAUAAUAAUAAUAAUAAUAAUAGUAGCCCUCCAAAGCCACUCUUGAUUUGCAGCCCCUUAGAAGCAGGUGUUUUCCCAGUUUUAUUGUUCCUUCAUGGCUAUCUUCUCUACAACUCUUUCUACUCUCUCCUUCUUCAACACAUAGCAUCGCAUGGCUUCGUCGUCGUCGCGCCGCAGUUAUACUCUAUAGCAGGAGCAGAUGCAAAUGAAGAAAUCAAAAUCACUGCAAAGAUAACAAAUUGGUUAGCCCUAGGAUUAGGGCAACUUCUCCCACCAAAUGUUGAGCCAAAUCUUGCAAAAUUAGGGCUUGCAGGGCAUAGUAGAGGAGGAAAAGUUGCUUUUGCAUUAGCUCUAAGCAAAUCAUCUACAACUUCUCUAAAAUUCUCAGCCCUAAUAGGCAUUGACCCCGUUGACGGAACCGACAUGGGGAAACAAACUCCGCCACCUGUCCUCACCUACACCCCACAUUCAUUCAAUCUCGACUCCACUGCAGUGCUAGUAGUGGGGUCGGGACUGGGGGAGGUGAGGCGGAAUCCUUUUUUCCAUCCGUGUGCUCCAAAAGGGGUGAAUCACGAGGAUUUCUACAACGAGUGUUGCAAGCCGGCAUACUACUUUGUGGCUAAGGACUACGGCCACCUCGACAUGCUCGACGAUGAUACUAAAGGGAUAAGGGGCAAAAUCACCUAUUGUUUGUGCAAGAAUGGGGAGUCUAGGGGGGCAAUGAGGAGAUUUGUUGGGGGUAUUUUGGUAGCAUUUUUGAAGGCUUAUUUGGAAGGUGAUUCAAGGGAACUUGUUUCUAUAAGAGAAGGGCAUCAUGACAUGCUCCCUCUUCAACUUCAAAGACUUGAAUUUCAAGUCUAGUUUAGUGAGUUGUGUAAUAAAGAUGGGAAAUGUGAAAGUAAGUUUGUAUGAUCAUUAGUCUCCUUUAAUUUGUACCACUUCACUCUUUGUAAGAAAUUCGUGAGAUGAUGUGUGUAACAGUUUUAUAUUUAACUUAAGGUGCGUUUACUUUGAUGGAAAAUGAGAGAAAAAUUAAACGCACCCUUAGUAAUAUAUUUUAUAUUGCCAA
Messenger RNA from Salvia miltiorrhiza (redroot sage), 1333 nucleotides. RefSeq names its product chlorophyllase-2. Gene Ontology annotation, molecular function: chlorophyllase activity. The coding region runs from base 169 to 1125 and encodes 318 amino acids. The transcript is spliced from 2 exons. NCBI's taxonomy places the organism in Eukaryota, Viridiplantae, Streptophyta, Magnoliopsida, Lamiales, Lamiaceae. The record is from RefSeq and is a predicted model, not a curated record. Gene Ontology annotation, biological process: chlorophyll catabolic process.